Messenger RNA from Scutellospora calospora, 189 nucleotides. Lineage: Eukaryota; Fungi; Glomeromycota; Glomeromycetes; Diversisporales; Gigasporaceae. The record is from the annotation of a GenBank genome assembly.
AUGAGUAAUUACGGAACUCCAAUGGAGAUUGAUGUACCUGCUGGCUCAAAAGUAAGUGGUAGUGGCAAGGCUAAGGAGAAUAAGAAACGUUUUGAAGUAAAGAAGUGGAAUGCCGUGGCACUAUGGGCUUGGGGUAUAGAAUGUCAAGCGAAUCAAGCUUCUGCAACUAGCGAAGAGUGUACGGUGUAG